AGGGGCGGCCUGGCUCGGACGCCUCGGGGAGGGGGCCGAGUUGCGCACCGGGCCGCGUGAGGAAGCCACGGGCGCGACGCGUCCACGGCCGAGCAGCGUCGGGAGAGCGGACUCCGUUCGCCGGCGCCGGAGCCCAGGUUAUCUUGAAUACCAGAUGUCUAACAAUUUUCCUUCCAGCAUUAGCUGUUGUUUUUCACUGCCUCCCAAAAGAUCAAAAUUGCUCUGGAAAUUGGAGACAUACUUGAUUUAAAAGAAAAACUUGAACAAAUGGACAAUAUGUCUAUUACGAAUACACCAACAAGUAAUGAUGCCUGCCUGAGCAUUGUACAUAGUUUGAUGUGCCAUAGACAGGGUGGAGAAAGUGAAACGUUUGCAAAAAGAGCAAUUGAAAGUUUGGUAAAGAAGCUGAAGGAAAAAAAAGAUGAAUUGGAUUCUUUAAUAACAGCUAUAACUACAAAUGGAGCUCAUCCUAGCAAAUGUGUUACCAUACAGAGAACGUUGGAUGGAAGGCUUCAGGUGGCUGGUCGGAAAGGAUUUCCUCAUGUCAUCUAUGCCCGACUGUGGAGGUGGCCUGAUCUUCACAAAAAUGAACUGAAGCACGUUAAAUAUUGUCAGUAUGCAUUUGAUUUAAAAUGUGAUAGUGUCUGUGUGAAUCCAUAUCACUAUGAACGAGUUGUAUCACCUGGAAUUGAUCUCUCAGGAUUAACACUUCAGAGUAAUGCUCCACCAAGUAUGUUGGUGAAGGAUGAAUAUGUUCAUGACUUUGAGGGACAGCCAUCAUUAUCAACUGAAGGACAUUCAAUUCAAACCAUCCAACAUCCACCAAGUAAUCGUGCAUCGACAGAGACAUACAGCACCCCAGCUCUGUUGGCCCCAUCUGAGUCUAAUGCUACCAGCACCACCAACUUUCCUAACAUUCCUGUGGCUUCUACAAGUCAGCCUGCUAGUAUUCUGGCAGGCAGCCAUAGUGAAGGACUGUUGCAGAUAGCUUCAGGGCCUCAGCCAGGACAGCAGCAGAACGGAUUUACUGGUCAGCCAGCUACUUAUCAUCAUAACAGCACUACCACCUGGACUGGAAGUAGGACUGCACCAUACACACCUAAUUUGCCUCACCACCAAAACGGCCAUCUUCAGCACCACCCGCCUAUGCCGCCUCAUCCCGGACAUUACUGGCCAGUUCACAAUGAGCUUGCAUUCCAGCCUCCCAUUUCCAAUCAUCCUGCUCCUGAGUAUUGGUGUUCCAUUGCUUACUUUGAAAUGGAUGUUCAGGUAGGAGAGACAUUUAAGGUUCCUUCAAGCUGCCCUAUCGUAACUGUUGAUGGGUAUGUGGAUCCUUCUGGAGGAGAUCGCUUUUGCCUGGGUCAACUCUCCAACGUCCACAGGACAGAAGCCAUUGAGAGAGCAAGGUUGCACAUAGGCAAAGGUGUGCAGCUGGAAUGUAAAGGUGAAGGUGAUGUUUGGGUCAGGUGCCUUAGUGACCAUGCGGUCUUUGUACAGAGUUACUACUUAGACAGAGAAGCUGGACGUGCACCUGGAGAUGCUGUUCAUAAGAUCUACCCAAGUGCGUACAUAAAGGUCUUUGAUUUGCGUCAGUGUCAUCGACAGAUGCAGCAACAGGCAGCCACUGCACAAGCUGCAGCAGCUGCCCAGGCAGCAGCUGUGGCAGGAAACAUCCCUGGUCCUGGAUCAGUAGGUGGAAUAGCUCCAGCUAUUAGUUUGUCAGCGGCUGCCGGCAUUGGUGUAGAUGAUCUUCGUCGCUUAUGCAUACUCAGGAUGAGCUUUGUGAAAGGCUGGGGACCUGAUUACCCAAGACAGAGUAUCAAAGAAACACCUUGCUGGAUUGAGAUUCACUUACACCGGGCCCUCCAGCUUCUAGAUGAAGUACUUCAUACCAUGCCGAUUGCAGAUCCACAACCUUUAGACUGAGGCCUCUCACUGUGGGCCCUUACCAUUACCAGGAUGGUGGACUAUAAAAUACAAUCCUGUUUGUAAUCUGAAGUCUAUUUCAUUUUUGUUCUGCUUUAUCUUUUCAUAAAGGGUUGAGAAAUGUGUUUGCUGCCUUGCUCCUAGCAGACAGAAACUGGAUUAAAACUUUUUUUUUCUAUUUAGAACUUUUCAGGCAUGGCUCAAAGCUUGAAGAUCAGGAAGAACAUAUUCUUAUUAAAUCUUCGCCAGUUAUGUAUGAAGGAGUCAUUCCAGUACUGGGAAAUUUAACCCUUUAAAAUGUGUUAGAGCCUUUUUUAUGCAGAACAUCAGUGUGUUUGUUACUCUACAGAAUAAAUUCAAUAUUGCUGAUUUUAAAAGCAGAGAAGUUCUCAAAGUUAAUUCACCUAUUUUAUUUUGUGUGCAAAUUGUUAUUGUCAAACAUACUUUAUUCCAAGAUAUUGUGCCAUGUGGGUGAGUUAAUAUUAUUAAGAGUAACUUUACUCUGUGUUUAAAAAAACAGUAAUGUAUUAUAACCUUUUAUCCAAAAUAUUUUUUGCAACUUAAACUAGUGAAGAUUAUUUCAAUUCACAUUGUAUUGCAACCUCAGUUUUAAUUUUGCCAAGGCAAAACACUAAUCUGUGUGUAUAUUGAAAAUUCCUUAAAAUUACCAGACAAAUAUCAUUUAAAAUUACAUUGUUAUACCUAUCAAAUGAAUAUUUAUCAGUAAAUAUACUUUUGCCCUGUUAAACAGUAGAUAUAGUCUUCUGUGUUUCUGGGCACAAGGCUGGUUACUAAGAAGCCUAGAAGAGGAAUUUCUUUUCCUUCAUUAAUUCAUAAGGAAAGGUUUUGUAUUUUUAACACUAAAAGCAGUGUCACUCUACCUAAUAUCUCAUUGUUCUGCAAAGGUGGCAGUGCUUAAAUAAUGAGUAUUUUGAAAACUGCUCAAUUCUGUGUUAAAUACUGUGCAGAAUAAUGAAAACAUUGCAGUUCAUAAUAGGUAGUUUGGAUAUUUUUGUACUUGAUUUGAUGUGACUUUUUUUUCAUAUACUGUUUAAAUCAUGAAUGUUAUGCCAUGUUUAAAAUUCAGUUUUUGUAUCUUGGGGCAAGACUGCAAACUUUUUUAUACCUUUUGGUUAUUCCAAGCCCUUUGCCAUCAAUGAUCAUAUCAAUCUGCAGUGACUUUGUAUAGAAAAUUUAAGUAGAAAAGUUGCAGAUGUAUUGACUGUACCACAGACACAAUAUGUAUGCUUUUUACCUAGCUAGUAGUAUAAAUAAAACUGAAUCUCAAUAUACACAGUUGAAUUCUAGGUUUGAUUUUUAAAAAUUUUUCUUUUGCACUUUGAGUCCAAUAUCAGUGACAAGACACCUUCUACUAAAUGACAGGCAAUAGCCAAUUGUAUUGGGCAGCUUUGGUUUUUCCCUUACUCUCUACCAGGACUUUUCCAUGAACAUGUGUAUCACUUAUAGAGUUGCUUAGUUUUUUAACUUUUCUUCUACUAUAGCAAAAAUAAAUGUGAUUGUUUAUGAGACAAAUAGAUUCUCUGCAGGAUAGAGUGAAAUAAAAUCAAAUACUAUCUUUCAGAUGGUUUUACUUUUUGCUUGAGGGCUUUUGUAAGCUUCCUGAGAUUCUUUAAGAUGUGUUACACAUUGACCUCUAGAAACUCUUGGACAUACUAGUCUUCCAUAUGCCAACUGAAAUAAGUCUGUGGCCUUGCUCAGAAGGUCUUACUUAAUAAGAUGUCGUAAGAAACCACUGAAUGCUUACUGCUGUGAUUUAAUCACAGCUCUCAAUCCAAGUUAUACAUCUUAAAUUUUUAAAUAGCCCCUCUACCUGUUCAUUUCUCUUGUUAAGUAUUCACAAAUACUUAGGGCAAAGUCCGAAUUUUUAUCUGUGGGUAAGUGGUGGGUUUUAAAGUUUUAUUGGCGGAAUUAUAGAGUGAUGCCUUCUCUAGAAGUUUUUGUCUUUAGAUUUUAGUCUGCAAGAGGAAUGGGAGAGGAAGAAAUUUAAAGAUAAGAAUUUUUAACCCAAAUUACUUAAUUAGAAACUUAGCCAUGCAAUGGUGUAAUCUGUUGCCUGUUUUUGUACUUUAGGGAAGAUUUUCAUGUUUAGUCAUUUUCAGAAAGCAUUGAAAAUGUUUGCUAAGAAGUAUCUCUUUGGAGCCAAGCCAUCUGUCUUGGUUUCUUUCUAUUAAGAGCCAUAAAGUGUGAAAGUACUUUUAAUUAUGAAUUGCUUAUAUUUUUACCUAGCUUGUCACAUGAUUGUACCUGACAGCUUGGUUGUUAAACUAUUUCCAUUUUUUAAGAGAUGUUCAUCUUCGAUGACCUGAAGGAUCUUAUUAGUUUAAAAUUUUAUUCCCAUUUUAGGAAAAAAAAAUAGUUUCUGUAGUUUGUAGAGUCUAUUAUGUGGGUAUGGUUUAACAUGGUUUUCUUCAAAUAAUUCAUAUCUCAAAGACUCUCAGAAUGUUGAAUUUCAGCAAAAGCUGAAUGAAAGAUGAACCAGUGUGAGACCCAUUGCAAUUUUGUCUUGUGCCUUUCUUUGCAUUAUCAAAGGGAGUCCUUUAUGAUACUGCCUUUAUUUGUCAGGGAGUAAAUUCUUUUGCAGGAUCUGUUUUGUUUUUCCGCAGUUUAUGACUGCUAGUAUACAGUGAUAAUGAUAAUAAAUCACUGCCAUGUAACAUUGCUUUUCCAGAAACAUGGCUCAUUUCUAUUCCCUUUACCAGUAACUAGGUCGCCUACCCAUUCCUUCUACAAACAUUACAGGUUUACAGAUUGGAUGGUUGGCUUAAAGAAUAACUCUACUUGGAAUAGCUAAGUAACAGCACACUAUUAGAUGUGUUGUAUUUCAGAGCAAAAAAUCCAUUUUAAUGGGAAAUGGUGUGAUUUCUAAUAAAAAAUUUGAAGGCAAAGUAGAAUUUUCUGUCUUCCAGAUGAUAAAUACCUUAUUUUAAAAUUCUUUGGUUAAUUGUAGGAAGGUGAACUGCAGCUUAUCUUUUUUUAUUGUAGCCACAGAAAUUGUACAUUUUACCAUAAUGCUCUCUUAAGUAUCUGGAGGGGAAGUAUUUCUGCUCCAAGUUUCUUGUUAACUGGUUAUAGUCAAAUGGUCAUUUAAUAGCUGAUUUAUGCAAAAUCAGAGUCAUUCAGACCUUUUUUGAAAACCUUUUGGAAGGAGCAGUUUUAUUCUGAGUAAGGCAGAGUGGUAUUUGAUAAAUUUCUAUAGUUCUCUUUGUUGUCAUUUUAUUUAUUGAUAGCAGAUUGGUAAACUGAUGAAUUUACAUUUCCAAGGCAAAUAAGUAUAUGAAUACAAUUACCUGUAAAGUUAAUUAACAGCUCUUGUCAGUGGGGCAGACAACACUCAGUUCCCCUUUAAAGGCAGAACCCAUCUUGUUGCUGCUAGUGAUCUGUAAAUAAUCUCCUAAAUCCUUCUUUGCAAGGUAGAGAAUAGCUGUGAGAAUCUUGUGCACAUCUUUCCAUUUUCUUUCCUCUGAUAACUAGGUUAUUUUUUCUUUUAUGUCAAGAAGGAUGUAAAAAGUUACUGGCUUUAUCAUAGCAGCAUUCUUGGCCCAUCCUUAUCCUCACUGCUUGUCCCAGUGCUGCUAGGUUGUUUAUCUGGUGUCACUGUGGAAUGAAAUUUUCUACAAACUUGCCUUACUAACAGGAAAAGUGUCUUUUCUUUUAAAGCCGUUUUUUGAUGGAGUUAUUUAAUACAUAUUUCAGAAAAUAUACUGGAUAAAACAUUUUUUUGUACUUUAUUGUCUUUGUGGGCUUCAGGGGAUUUAAGACAAACUAUUGUGCCAUUACUAAGUGGUUCCAGACUACUAUAGUUAGAAUUUUUAGUGUUUAACCUCCUUUCCUUUUCUGGUUUUCAUUUCUAACAGCUACCACUUCCUAUGUGUUUACUAGUAUGCCUCCCCUGAGUAUUUCAUUCUUCCUUUUCUGAUUAUUUCUAACUGCUUCAGCAAAGAAACCAAGACAACUGAAACUAGAACUUUGAGUACCCAUGAUGCUUUCCAGUUAAGUGCAGAAAAGGACUUCAGUGCACAGGCAUUUGAUACUGGUUGACUGCUUAAAAUGCUCCCUGAUUCUUGCUGAGUUUCAGGAGGAUGAAUAGACAGAAAUCAGUCAUAAUCGUAUUUUGCCCAUUAAAGUAAUGUUUUAGAAGGUUCCAUUGCUUCCACUUAAGUGGUUCUCAUAGAGAAACUGGGGUUACAGGGUUGCUAUAUUAGCAUCAACAGCCAGAGGCAGUACUCUCACUUGGAGGACAUCAGCAAACAACACACACAUACAAAUCUUGGAGACAAGAGGGCCAUUUUUGUUUUCUUUUGUUUUGUUUUCAAUGUCCUCUUACCUGUAUCUUCUGGCCUGCCUUCUCUAUAGAUACUUAUGACCUGUAGGUGCCUUUAUGAAAAUUGAGGGUCUGAUGUCCUGCCCCAAGGAGUAGCUAAAGUAAUGGCUGAUAUUUUCAGGGAUUUUAACAUCAGACGUGAAUGAAUGAAGCUUCUUUUUCUUUUUUUUUUUUAAUGUAGGAAAGACUGAAGAGAAAACUUCGGUGAAGACAAUCAUUUCUUUCUAUUGAGGUGGAUAUUUUUCACGGUUUAUUUAAAAUGCUUUCUCAGUAAGUCCAGAGUUGAUGUUAUUUUUCAUCCUGAAACAAAUGGCUGUGCAUUAGGCCAGACAGUCGUACACUCUAGUUUACUUUGUCAGAAAUUUGAUGUGUGAUCUUCGGCAAGUCAUUUGCCUUCUCUGCGCAUCUGUUGCCUCAUCUGUAAAAUGGGAGUUGGACUAGCUUAUUUAUUCCAACUCUGAAUUCUAAGUGACCUUGCUUACCUUGCAGCAGUUUUGGUAUUCUUCUUUACCUUUGCUCUGCUGUUUGAGGGGGCUUUUUACUUAUUUCCAUGGAAUUCAAAUGAGACUGGGCUUGAUAUUUUAUUAUUCUCCUAUGGACAAGAAGUUACAUAAUAUGUCCUUAAGACUUAACCAAAGGCCUAGCACCACCUUAGGGGUUGCAGUAAGCACUUGACAAAAAUAAACAGUAAAGGGGGAAAAAGCCUUAAUUUAAUUUUUGUCAUCAGAUUUUAUAGUGGCUUUUUCUGAGUCUUGACCUUCUGUCUCAAAUGGGUAUAUGAGUGGUAUCAUCUUCCUAAGUGCUGUGUGUGUUAGUAAUUUUUUCAACUAAAAUGGAUUGAAAACCUUUUGUUAAUGCCUAAUGAUAUUAGAGGCCAUUAAUUUGGGUCUUUGGUUUCUUAAUCCUAUAUAUUAAAACUGGGAAAUUCCUCUGAACUGCAUCAAGUAAAAUGGUUUAUAUGACUCAAAAAACAAAAUGUAUCAGUAAAUGAUAAUUCACUUUUGGAUCUUUUUAGGUCCAUUUCGAUUACUCCUCUUAGAGAUCUUUCCAGUUUACCCUUGGAUGAGUAUCAGUAAUGAACUUGGCUUUUUCAAGGACCUGGAGAGCCUUUCUUCAGGGUGGUUUAGAGUGAGAGGGGAUUUGGGGAGUCCUGGUAGAGGCCAGCUCUGGUAGCUGGAGAAGAAGGGAUGAAACCAGCUGCUGUUGCUAAGGCUGCUUGUCAUUGAUAGGAGGACUCAUGGACUUGGAUUGGUUAAAAGGCUAAACAUGAAGUUGACAAACCUCCUUCUGUUCAAUUGGAUAUGUGAUUUAUGGGAAACGUAUGGAUGCUUAUAGAUGAUGGGAAAUUGUUGGGCUAUAGAACCCAGUUUGAAAGAAUGGGGGGCUGGAGACAGACUUGGUGUCAGUGUUUCCCAGCUCUGUCUCUUUUGAAGCCCAAGGAAUGCAGGUAUACUAAAACUCAGAGAAGAGCCACUCAGCUUCUGCUUUGGAGAAAACUGGUCAGCUGAAGCUCCAGUUAGUUCCUUUGUGGCUUUUUGUAUACUUUUUCUUGGUUGAAGUCUGUGGCUAAAAAAGUAGUUGAACCUUUCUUGAGAACUCUGUAACAAAGUACGUUUUUGAUUAAAAGAGAAGGCCAACUAAAUAA
This is a messenger RNA of Cavia porcellus (domestic guinea pig), 7913 nucleotides long. RefSeq names its product SMAD family member 4 (gene Smad4). The transcript is spliced from 12 exons. Gene Ontology annotation, molecular function: DNA-binding transcription factor activity, RNA polymerase II-specific; RNA polymerase II cis-regulatory region sequence-specific DNA binding; I-SMAD binding. The record is from RefSeq and is a predicted model, not a curated record. NCBI's taxonomy places the organism in Eukaryota, Metazoa, Chordata, Mammalia, Rodentia, Caviidae. Gene Ontology annotation, cellular component: heteromeric SMAD protein complex. The coding region runs from base 268 to 1926 and encodes 552 amino acids. Gene Ontology annotation, biological process: anatomical structure morphogenesis; cell differentiation; regulation of transcription by RNA polymerase II.